This is a messenger RNA of Parnassius apollo (apollo), 1092 nucleotides long. Lineage: Eukaryota; Metazoa; Arthropoda; Insecta; Lepidoptera; Papilionidae. The record is from the annotation of a GenBank genome assembly.
AUGAUGGAUUCUGAGCUCCCACCUGGUAGCUGUAAUUCCACUGGACAUCUGUCCACAAUAGGAUACCAUACUUUACCAGGUCGCAUGCACCAUUCGGCGAGCACACCGGCGGGCGUGGACGGUGCCGGCGGCGCGCGCACUCCCCCCGCCACGCCCAAGAAAGGCGGCAAAAUGCUUGCCGUGCGCGUGCACAUGCUGGACGACACCAUCUCCAUGUUCCAGAUACAGUCAAAGGCGCCGGGGAAGGUGCUUUUUGACCAAGUGUGUCGACAGCUACAUCUCCUGGAAGCAGAUUACUUUGGAUUAGAAUAUCAAGAUUCCGGUGGUACAAAGUAUUGGCUGGACGUGGAGAAACCAAUGUGCCGUCAAGUGGGCCUCUCGAUGCUGGAGCCGACGUUGCGCUUCUGCGUGAAGUUCUAUACGCCGGACCCGGCACGACUCGAGGAGGAGUUCACGCGCUACCUAUUCUGUCUGCAGGUGAAGCGGGACCUCGCGAACGGCUGCAUACAGUGCAACGAGAACACCGCCGCUCUCAUGGCCAGCUAUAUUGUACAAGCGGAGUGCGGUGACUUCGUGCCGGAGGACUAUCCGGACCAUACAUACCUCAGCGGCUACAAGUUCUUCCCCGGUCAAGAUUCCGAGUCCGAACGAAGGAUUAUGGAAAACCAUAAGAAACACAUUGGCCAGAGUCCGGCUGAGGCGGAUCUAAAUUUGUUAGAAACCGCACGAAGAUGCGAACUGUAUGGAAUAAAGAUGCACCCGGCGAAAGACCACGACGGCGUACCACUAAACCUGGCGGUAGCGCACAUGGGUAUCGUUGUCUUCCAGAGCUUUACCAAGAUCAACACUUUCAGCUGGGCCAAGAUCAGGAAGAUAUCGUUCAAGAGGAAAAAAGUUUUUAAUCAAACUGCAUCCGGAGGGAUAUGGCCACUACCGCGACGUGGUGGAGUUCCUGUUCGAGGGCCGCAACGAGUGCAAGAACUUCUGGAAGAAGUGCGUGGAGAACCACGGCUUCUUCCGCUGCUCCAGCGUGCCGCGGCCGCCGCGCCACAAGCCCAGGGUGCUGUCGCGCGGCUCCUCCUUCCGGUAUAG